GGAAGGGCGGCGUUGUGUGUAGAUUGAUGAGAGACGAGAGCAUCUGGGUGAUGGUCAAAUAUAGCGUCUAGGUACUGAAGCCUUUGUUUGAGAGAAUGAAGGUGAGCCACUCAAGCUAGUUGGGAUAUUGGGGUGUGUGUGCGGUUUCCUGCAGGAAGCAGUGGCUGUAGGGAUGUUUCCGCAAGAGGUGCACCUCAAAUACAAAACGAAACUCUGCCCGCACUAUGAACAGGUGACACCAAAACCAGAUAGAUGCUCGACUACUUUACCGCACAGACCGUCUUUGUUUGUUCUCCUGCUGUGCUGCAGCAUUCCCUGGCGACGGGCAACCAGCUUCGGUUCUGUCCGUUCCGCGACAACUGCCGAGACGCCCAUGGCGUGGCGGAGCUGCGCAGCGAGGCCGACAACCGCGCCUACAACGAGCAGGUCCGCAACUACGCCCAGCAAACCAUCGAGGCCGCUACCUACGCCACGGCCAUGCUGGGCUUCCAGCACUACGACCCGUCGGCGUACGCCAUGAUGCAGUACCAGCAGAUGGCCUCGCCCACAGCCGCAUACCCGACAGCCGCAGCGGGGACGGGCCAGGCCGUCUUCCCCACCGCCCCCCAGCAGCCGCUGUUCCCCACGCCGUCUCCCUCCUCCUCACAGGCACAGCUGGCGGCCGGUGGGCAGCCCGUGGUGGUCGACUUGUCCAAGGAGGAGUCGUCGCCCUCGCCGGGGGCUCGUGAGGCCAAGGAGGAGGAGACGGCUGCUGCUGCUGGUGUUGAUGACGCUCAAGACGGCGAAGAGACGGACCGGACGAGAGCCGAGGAGGUGCAGAGGGGCGACAACACUGCUGUCGCUGCAAUAGCAGCAGAAGAGGGCAAGGAGGAGCCCGAGGCGCCGCAAGAAGAGGUCAAACCAUCCAAGGAGGUGGUCCAAGAGGACACCACGAAGGAGCAGGAGGUUAGCGGUCAGCCGUUGUCGUCGAUCCCCCCAGCCGAGCACAUGUCCCCCCACUCCCCUGCAUCAGACGAGGCCGCGGAGCAAGACGGCGGGGCAUCUGGCCGUAACGCCGUGGUGCAGAGGAAACGCAAGAUGCGUGGCUUCGCUGAGGACCGUGGUGCUGAUGUGGAUGGCGAGAGGGCGAGGGCGCGCCACGACUUGUGGCGUGGGAGCGGCGUGAGGGCUGCCGUCGAGUGGAAGCGGCAGCUUGUCGCAUUCGUGCAGCAGCAACAGGGGGGCACUGUUUCCAUUGCGCAAGCCGAGAAGGUCAGUCAGUCAGUCAGUCAGCGCUCAGAAGUGAUUGAUGCGUACACGCACUCGUGACUGCAAUGCAUUGGCCUGUCUGAUCUCGUCUGCUGGCUUCAUCCCAUCCAUCAUUCAGCAUUGCCCCGCCCCCGACCAUCGGCUGCCCCGUCUGCUCCCCUUUCUGCAGCAGCACGACCACACCUUCUCCCUCACCCCCACUCACGUCUCCCUCCGGCCCUCACCCCCAGACGACCAAUCCCUCACCCCCCCGCCAUCCUUCACACAACAGCAAAUCGUCGACCUGGAGUUUUCGAUCGUCCUCCAGGCCAUCGUGUGGGCCGACGGCCGGCUGUCGCUGAAGGAUCUGGCGGACCAGUGCCCGGCUCGCCUGCGCAGCGAUGAGUCGCUCCUGGCAUUUCUGAGGCGCAGCGAGUUCCACGGCAACGUCUGGGCGGUGGAUGAGGAUGAAGGUGAGAGUGUGGUCGUGCUGACGAAGGAGUGGCACAGGCAGGCCAGAAAGUACUUCAAGCAGCAGCAGCAGCAGCAGCAGCAAGGGGGUGGGGAGGGUGUGGAUGAGGGCAAGGAAUGGGACGGCGAGGCCGCGGCUCGCAUACACCAGGUACGGUACGCACCAACAGCACACCCGCCAAACAAACAGAAAAUGUGCGUGUAUGCGUAUGUGUGUGUGCGCAGAAGUGCCGUCUGUUCAAGGGUGAUGUGGAGGACUACGUCACCCAUUCCCUCCGCUUCUUCCGCGACCAUGGCGCCCACGACGGCACCGUCACAGCCGCCGCCAUAAGACAGGCGGAGGCGGACGGCCUCAGACACCCGCAGUCGGCCAUCCCGCCCUUUCCCCACCUCAUCCUCUCACUGCCCUUCAUCUACAAGUACCCAUGUGCCGGGCGGGACGACACCGUGGGCCUGCAUGACCGGUUCAUGCCCGAGCCGCAGCACGAAUUCAUGGGGGAUGCCGCCGAGAGCGAGGCGAGCGAGCCGCCGAGGAAGGCCAUCAAGACGACAGACCAUGAGGAGGAAGACCUCAUGACGCCUGCUGCCGCCGGGGCUGCUCAGCAGCCUUCACAAGCGGCAGAGGGGGCGGAGGAGGGGGCGGGGGAGGGCGAGAAGGCCAGUGGAGAUGCACAUAGCCAUGGGGCGCAGCUGGCGCAGCUGCAGCAGCAGCUCCAGGAGGUGACGCAGCAGCUCGCGGCAAAGGACGACGAGUAAGGCAACGAACAGCCCCACACGACACGACCGACAAGGGUACCAUAUAUACCCACACACGAUCUCUGUCUGUCAUGCUGUGAUGUGAAGGAUCGCAUCGAAGGACGCGGCAUUACAGGAGGCGCAGGGGCGCGUUGCCGAGCUCAAGAAGAAGUAACCAGGCCGGGGGGGCACAGAAUGGAUGAGAGAUAUUCGCUCACACUCUUUGAUCUCUUGCUUGCACGGCACGUAGGUGUCAGCGGGGCGAGGAGACGCUCAGCAACGCUCACCUCUACGCCAAGGGGCUGCAGCAGAGGUCAGCCAGGCACCCACACACACACCCAUUGGAGCACGGUAUCCCAUCUGUGUCUGUGUGUGGUGACUGUGUCUUCAGGAUAACGGAGCUGCAGAACGAGCUGGAGGACAAAGAGAACGAGUCAGUGGGCCGAACGAACGAUCGACGCACUGCCUGUCUCGCCAGCGACACAGCGAUAUGUGUGUGUGUGUGUGUGCGCGUGUAUGUGGUCAGGCUGUCUGAGGUGGCCAAGGCCAAGGCCGCGACCAAGUCCAAGGCCACCCAGACAGAGAGGGAGAAGCCCCGGCACCCCUCCCCUCCUCCCACAUCGCACGCCCCAGAGCCGGUGCCGUACUCGGCAGCAGGGGCCAGCACCCACAGCCACACCGACAGCCCCUCACGCCCGCCUCUCAACCCAUUCAACGGACCCACAUCCGCACGACAACAGCCGAGGAAUCCAUUCGAUGACGCUGGGAGCAGAGGCGUCAAGAGGGAGAGGGAGAGGGAUCGGCUCCACAUGGACCGAGAAAGAGAGAGGGAUAGAGAUAGAGAUAGAGAUAGAGACAGGCACCACACGGCCCCUGCAGUGAAUGGCGUGGACAGCAGCAGGCACCAUGGCCACGGGCAUGGCGGCGGGAGAGACAGGGAGCGGGAGAGGGAGAGGGGGGCGAGGGGAUGGAGGGGGUAGGUGUCUGACCGAUCUCCCCAUCGCAUGGCAGGAUGGCAGGCAUCGCAUCGUUGCAAUGGGUGCAGGGCGCUACUGGGGUGGGAGGCCGGGUGGUGGGUGGUGGACUAAUUGACUGACGCAAGGCAAGAAUGGAUAAUUUGUGGGGGCUGGUGUGGUGUGGUGUAGUGUGCUGCGGUGUGCUGCGGUGCGGUGCGGUCUUGACGGACGGACCCUCUGUGUGCAUCGCAUCGCAUCGCAUCGCAUCCAUGCCAUCCAUACCUGGCAAUGCAAUUAAAUGUCUUCAUUGUCUACCUACCUACCUGCGUGCAACCAACUGCCGUAUUUGGCUAGCUAGCUUGUUUGUAGUGGCUGUCGAUGCAAUGGAUGCAGCACCCAGACCGAGAGACAGACAGACAGACACACAGACAGACCUUCACGAUAGAACCAAGAAUACAUGAAUGAUGCAUUAAUGUCUCUUGCGCGCGUCGCUGCUGCAGUGACCAACGCAACGCACCAGCGUGUGUAUGUGUAUGUGUGUGUAAAUGUCCGAAACCGACCAACAACCUUAUG
Messenger RNA from Vitrella brassicaformis, 3962 nucleotides. NCBI's taxonomy places the organism in Eukaryota, Vitrellaceae. The record is from the annotation of a GenBank genome assembly.